AUGUAUGAUGAUCAAACAAACUGUCUUGAAUUAACUGUGUAUGACCAUGAUGUGGCGGGGAAGGAUGACUUCAUGGGAAGAACAACGAUUGACCUGUCCAAUAUCAAGCACGAGAAAACACAUACUCUAGAGCAAAUUCUAGAAGAUGGUGCAGGCACCAUUACUCUUUUACUAACCAUCAGUGGUACGUCUGGCAGUGAGACAAUUACUGAUCUUACCAACUUUACACCAAAUCCUCGGGAGAGAGAUGAAAUUGUGUGCAGCUAUGGUUUAUUAAAGUCUUUCCACAAUCUCAAGGAUGUUGGCUGGCUCCAAGUAAAAGUUUACAAAGCACAAGGUUUACAGGCAGCAGAUAUUGGUGGCAAAAGCGACCCAUUUUGUGUUGUGGAAUUGGUCAAUGCCCGUUUACAAACACAGACCGAAUAUAAGAACUUGAAUCCACAAUGGAACAAAAUCUUCACUUUCAAUGUCAAGGAUAUUCAUUCUGUACUGGAAGUGACUGUGUUUGAUGAAGACAGGGAUAAAAAAGUGGAGUUUUUAGGAAAAGUCUGCAUACCAUUACUGAAGAUAAAACCAGGAGAACGAAAAUGGUACGCCCUGAAAGACAAGAAACUUAUGCGGAAGACCAAAGGUUCCAUAUUACUCGAGAUGGAUCUCAUCUUUAAUCAUAUCAAAGCUGGAAUACGAACUAUAAACCCAAAAGAAGAUAAAUUUAUGCAGCCUGAACAAAAAUUCAAAAUAUCAAUAAUGAAAAGAAAUAUUAACAGAGUUUCUCAGAUCGUCUCUUCAUUUGUGGAUACUGGAAAAUUUAUACAAAGUUGUUUUGAUCAUGAAUCAAAACCGCGAAGCAUCACUGCCUUUAUUGUGUAUAUCAUGGUUGUAUGGAAUUUUGAGUUAUAUAUGCUUCCUGUCACCUUACUUCUCAUUUUAUGA
Molecule: messenger RNA, 933 nt
Organism: Acanthosepion pharaonis
Lineage: Eukaryota; Metazoa; Mollusca; Cephalopoda; Sepiida; Sepiidae
Source: the annotation of a GenBank genome assembly